CGUUUAGUCACUAAAAACCCAAAAUCCUCAACUCAAAUGACCACAAAUUCUUCCAGAAUCCUGGUGGUGAACUUAAAAAUAUAUGAAUAACAAAACCACAACUAAUGCUUCCCAAUACCCUACUGAUAAACACAGCUGGAUUAGUGUUGAACUCUAAUUGGUUGAACUAGACCAUCCAGCUCAAUAAAAGACUGGAGAUCGACUGUACUGUACAUGACAGAGCAAAUCACUGCUGGAGUGACAAACAGAUUGUAAGAUGAAGAACUUUGCUGUCAUCUUUAUGGUACUGGCCAUAAUGGCUGAUAUCACCACAGCCAAGAAGCUGCGUCUGGUCAAUGGUCUGAAUGGUGGUCUGGUUACUGGUGUAAAUGGAGUUAACCCUCAACUGGUGGGUGGUCUGAAUCCACCCAUGUUUUCUGGUGGUGCUGCUGUUAUAGGACAGCCUCCGUUUACACAAUUUAUUCCUGGAGCCGCUCUUUCUCCAUAUGUGCUUCAGCAGCCACCCGUGGCCGCAGUUCCCUACGCCCCACCCAACACGGGACCUCAGUUGGCUUAUCCUUUCGCUCCCUCUAACGGGGGGCUGCCGUAUUACAUUAGUGGUCCCCAGAAUCAACCAGUGUUAUUCCCUCCUCAGCAGCAAGUUGCGGCUGGACAAGGCCCUAUUGGAGCUGCAGGCCUAAUACCACCAGGUUCACUGACUAGAUUUAAACGCUCCUUCCUCAGAAGGACCACAAGACCCCCUGUCUCAAUCACCCAGAUCCCAGCUCAGGUCAGCCCAACUGUGUCUGGAAACUUAGGUGAAAGACGUGUUUGAAUCGCUGAGAUACUUUCAAGAUAUCUCCUCUUCUUUUCUACAUUAAGUGUCAUUUUCUAUUUUCAAUAUUACAUAAUCAUUGCUGAUAAGUAAAAUGUAUUCCUUAUUAAGCCAUUCUAUUUGUCUAACCCUUUGCUUUUUACUGACAAAUUAUCAGCAUGUGUAAUGUUUAUACCGAAUACUUAAUAAAAGUCAUAGUUUGUAGCAACUGUGAAU
Rhinichthys klamathensis goyatoka is the source of this 1030-nucleotide messenger RNA. RefSeq names its product secretory calcium-binding phosphoprotein 9 (gene scpp9). NCBI's taxonomy places the organism in Eukaryota, Metazoa, Chordata, Actinopteri, Cypriniformes, Leuciscidae. The record is from RefSeq and is a predicted model, not a curated record. The transcript is spliced from 10 exons. Bases 257 to 814 code for a protein of 185 amino acids.